Messenger RNA from Pungitius pungitius (ninespine stickleback), 2994 nucleotides. RefSeq names its product inositol polyphosphate-5-phosphatase E (gene inpp5e). Gene Ontology annotation, biological process: phosphatidylinositol dephosphorylation. The transcript has 11 exons. Gene Ontology annotation, molecular function: phosphatidylinositol-4,5-bisphosphate 5-phosphatase activity; inositol-polyphosphate 5-phosphatase activity. The coding region runs from base 206 to 2077 and encodes 623 amino acids. The record is from RefSeq and is a predicted model, not a curated record. Gene Ontology annotation, cellular component: nucleus; axoneme; Golgi apparatus. NCBI's taxonomy places the organism in Eukaryota, Metazoa, Chordata, Actinopteri, Perciformes, Gasterosteidae.
CUGCUCUCUGUGGGGACUCUCUUGACUUAGUAACAAAAUCUGUUGUCAAACGUUGCUAAGGAAGUAAUUGCGCAACUCUCAAAUUAGCCACUCUGGAUGCUGUGAAACCAGUCCGUUAACCAGAGGUGCUUCUCAGUUAGCGACGAUCCGUCUCCACCCAACCUGACCAACGCUGCUCUCAGACAUGACGAGAGGAUGACUGAGAAUGGAGAGCACAGCCCGACCCAGCAGGGCUCUCCAGACCUCCUUAGCAGACCCAGAAUCCACCAAGGAACACAACGAGGGCCUUAAAAACACCGCUAGAAAUGCAAAGGGAGAUAUCAGUCCAUACCAGCCUUGGCCACUGCUGCCCAGGCGGUCAAAGUCCAGCAAAAGCGUCUCGGCGGAGGAGGCCGUGAGCACCAGGAGGCUGAGGAACAGCGAGGAGAGUCUGAGUGACCCGGUGGAGACCAGCUCCUCCACGGACUCGCUUAAAGAGGACCGAGCAGCCCCGGCUCCAGGUGGGUUCGUUCUCAGCGAGGACGCCCCCAUCAGGCCCGACGGGGACUCCUAUGCCAGACCCGUCUCCGCUGUUUCGGCGGGAUGCCCGGUCUUCAGGGACAGAAGCGGCAGUCCGUCCGAGUCCGACAAGAGGCCCCACAGUCGGCAGAGCGACCCCACGGACCACCGAGCGAGGCCCACCAAGGUGCGCCUGUCUCCGGUGCAACCCGCCGGGACGCUGCCUGCUCUGGGGAAGAGCUUUGCGUCGGCCUCUUUGAAGGCGGCUAAUAGGAUUGACGGGGAUUGUGUGGAUUACGGCGCGUUGGCCAGAGAGAAACUCGGGGAGAGACUCCACAGGAACCUGAGCGAUAGCCGGCUUCUGGAGAACAUGGGGUCGGACAGUGCCUCUGUCAGCUCCAUGAGGUCCACCUACAGCGUGCUGAGCCCCAUCAGGCCACAGGAUGUGAGGAACAGGAGCUUCCUGGAGGGCAGCGUGCUGGGGAGCGGCGCCUUGCUCGGGGCCGAGGAGCUGGACCGCCACUUCCCCGACAGGAGAGCAGGCAUCUACAUAGCCACUUGGAACAUGCAGGGGGAGAAGGGGCUUCCAGCUAACUUGGAUGAUCUCCUCCUUCCUCCGGACACUGAAUUUGCACAAGACUUUUAUGUCAUUGGGGUCCAGGAGGGCUGUCCUGACAGAAGGGAGUGGGAGACCCGUCUCCAGGAGACUCUGGGACCUUACUACGUCAUGCUGUAUGCUGCGUCACAUGGCGUUUUGUACCUCACAGUAUUUGUCAGGAGAGAUCUCAUCUGGUUCUGCUCAGAGGUGGAGCACGCCACGGUCACAACCAGGAUCAUCUCUCAGAUCAAGACCAAAGGGGCCGUGGGACUCGCCCUUACCUUUUUUGGCACCUCCUUCCUCUUCAUCACGUCCCAUUUUACCUCUGGAGAUGCCAAAGUUUACGAGAGAGUACUAGAUUACAACAAGAUCGUCGAGGCGCUGGCUCUCCCUAAAGGCCUUCCAGACACCAACCCGUAUCGCUCCACAGCAUCCGACGUCACCACGAGAUUCGACCAGGUCUUCUGGUUCGGAGAUUUUAACUUCCGGCUGUGUAAAGACCGGGUCGACGUGGAGGCCAUCAUGAAGCGCACAGCGGACGGCAAAAUGGGCCCCCUGCUGGAGCACGACCAGCUCUCUAAGGAAAUGAAGGAGGGCUCGAUCUUUAAAGGUUUCCAGGAGGCACCGAUACACUUCCUCCCCACGUACAAGUUCGACAUAGGCUGCGACGUCUACGACACGACCUCGAAGCAGAGGACGCCGUCGUACACGGACCGGAUCGUGUUCAGGAGCAGGCAGGCCGACGACAUACGAGUCGUCAAGUACACGAGCUGCUCCAGCAUCAAGACCUCCGACCACCGGCCCGUCGUCGGCGUCUUCCAGGUCAAACUCAGGCCAGGCAGAGACAAUAUUCCCUUAGGUGCGGGACAGUUUGACAGAGUCUUGUACUUGGAGGGCAUCAGGAGGAGGAUCACCAGAGAGCUGAAGAGGAGGGAGGCCAUGAAGAACCAAAGAAGCAGCAGCGUGUGCACCGUCUCCUAAAAUCCCCCAGAAACCACCUGAGGAACGUAAACUAGGAAACAAAAAGAAAAACACCAGCGUUGUCUUAACCUUGGUGGUGGUGGUGGCGACUGAGCAGAGGGCGCCCCCCUGUGGGGCAUCGCUAGGAGCUGCCCGUGUGUUUGGCUGAACUCCAGGGCAGGCACCUCGAGGACACACACACACACACUCACACUAAGGUUUGCAGACACAGCAGCAGUCUGGCCUUAAUUUAUUCAGACCCCUCUAUUCAAACAUGACUAAGACUGAACGAGAAGGGGGGGGGCGGGGGUAGCUGGGGGCGGGGCUUACUCUUCAGCCACGUGCUCCAAUGUGAGCUGAAGACCCCCUAACCUUAAAUGCUCCGUUACUGCAUUCAUUCUCUUAAGAUUUUUUUUUUGGAGGUGAUUCCAAAGCAUCAUGAACCACAAUGUUGAGUCUGUCCGCUUUUGCAUGUGUCGUCAAAUAUAUACAUUAAGAGAGGCAUACAGUCUUGAUGGCAUUUUGGAGGCGAUUCUGACUUGAAUCUAUCUUGAAUCACUGCUUUUUACACCCUACUGUUACAUUUCAAGGGGAUCGAAUGUAUUUGACAGCUUAUGUCUUUCAUAUUUUGCAGGAACUCACUGACUACAAAAAGAUAAUUUACUGUUAACGCCUGUCACGACUUUGUGAUCCAAGUGCAGCAGAUCGUAAGGCGAUGCCUUUCCUUACAUCUCCACCCUACAUGUACUGUAUCGGAGUUAACAUUUUAAUCAAGUUGCAUUCCCAGCCAGGAGAAUAGUCUGCCUCUAAAAAGUGCCUGUUAAUCUUGUUUUUAUUUCCUUAAGACCUUUUAACUUUAUCCUCAUUUUUUACAAAUCACUGUAUUUAAAGUUGCAAAAUGGAAGCUAGCAAAACUAAAAUUAAAGUUUUAAAACCCA